AUGCUUUUCAAGAUCAUAUGGGAGAUUUGUGAUGGAAUGAGCUACAUCCAUUCCCGCAAUCUAAUUCAUCGUGACUUGGCUGCUAGAAAUGUACUUCUAACUACUGGAUUACGAGCUAAAAUUUCUGGCUUCGGAUUCUGCUCCGAUCCUGACGAUCCCAAGUUUUCGGGAAAUUCUCCGGCUGUACGCUAUCUGCCAGUGAGAUGGUUAGCCCCUGAGUGUUUCCACGGGAAAUUCUCCCAAAAAAGUGACACGUAA
Cooperia oncophora is the source of this 258-nucleotide messenger RNA. The record is from the annotation of a GenBank genome assembly. NCBI's taxonomy places the organism in Eukaryota, Metazoa, Nematoda, Chromadorea, Rhabditida, Trichostrongylidae.